Dendroctonus ponderosae (mountain pine beetle) is the source of this 5642-nucleotide messenger RNA. It is a transcript of the gene SPoCk, whose product is annotated as calcium-transporting ATPase type 2C member 1. NCBI's taxonomy places the organism in Eukaryota, Metazoa, Arthropoda, Insecta, Coleoptera, Curculionidae. The record is from RefSeq and is a predicted model, not a curated record. Gene Ontology annotation, molecular function: P-type calcium transporter activity; ATP binding; ATP hydrolysis activity. Gene Ontology annotation, biological process: calcium ion transmembrane transport; intracellular calcium ion homeostasis; manganese ion transport. Gene Ontology annotation, cellular component: plasma membrane; Golgi membrane; endoplasmic reticulum. The transcript is spliced from 18 exons. Bases 299 to 3055 code for a protein of 918 amino acids.
CCGAGAGUCAACAUUGUUGGAAGAUAAACGCUCGGUCCUCCUAUUUAAAACCUCAUUUUGCAAAAUGAGAGCGGGCUAUUAGUUCGUUUCUUCAGUGAAAGCAACUGCUAACAUCGUAAAAUUCAAUCAACCAACAAACCGACAAUUUUUCGAUAAUAGCGUUGCAUUCAUUUGGUUUUUCUUUCCGAGUUGUGUUUGAUAAUUUCCACGGCAAUCAGUCGAUAAAAAAAUGUAGGUUGGUUCCAUUCCAUCCAAACAGUGAAUUUCCAUACGAGUUGUUCAAGCAACGGUUCUUAGGAUGUGCGGAAAAAUGUGUUGGCCCUUUUCAAAAAAAGAGAUUAAGGACGACACUUCGACGAUAAACUGGGUCGCGGCCAGCGAAGCCAGCAGCUUAUCUUAUGAGGAAGUCGCUCAAAGAUUGGACGUGGACGUAGAGAAAGGACUAACCUGGCAGGAUGCGACCAAAAGAAGACAAUUAUCUGGCUACAACGAGUUUUCGGUAACAGUCGAAGAUCCUCCAUGGAAGAAAUACUUGGAACAGUUCAAAAAUCCCCUAAUUCUGCUGUUGCUGGCUUCGGCCGUUGUGUCCGGCGCCAUGCAACAGUUGGACGAUGCCAUCAGCAUCACCUGUGCAAUCAUCAUUGUGGUAACGGUGGCUUUUGUGCAGGAGUAUCGGUCGGAGAAGAGUCUUCAGGAGUUAACAAAAUUAGUGCCGCCAGCUUGCCAUUGUAUUCGUGAAGGAACACCCGACACUUUUCUUGCCCGGGAAUUAGUUCCUGGAGACAUCGUUUUGUUGAAUGUGGGCGAUCGAGUUCCAGCCGACCUGCGGCUGUUUAACACCACGGAUUUACUCAUUGAUGAAAGUAGCUUUACAGGCGAAACUGAACCAUCUAGGAAAAACACCGACUUAGUAUUGAGGCCGAAUGGAGCUCACGCGUCCAACACCAACAUUGCGUUUAUGGGCACAUUGGUUCGAGCAGGAAAUGGCAGGGGUAUUGUGGUGAGCACAGGGACCAACAGCGAAUUCGGCUCAGUGUUCAAGAUGAUGCAAGAAGAAAAAGCACCCAAAACGCCUCUGCAGAAAUCUAUGGACGCACUUGGAACCCAAUUAUCGCUGUACUCUUUUGCCAUAAUUGCUGUUAUUUUAUUAAUUGGUUGGUGGCAAGGGAAAGUCCUACUGGAAAUGUUCCAGAUUGGUGUUAGUUUGGCAGUUGCAGCUAUACCCGAAGGUUUGCCCAUCGUGGUGACGGUAACUUUGGCAUUAGGAGUAAUGCGAAUGGCCAAACGAAAGGCUAUAGUGAAGAAAUUACCCACAGUAGAAACACUCGGUUGUGUAAACGUGAUAUGCAGUGAUAAGACAGGAACGAUUACUCGAAAUGAAAUGACUGCAACUGUGCUAGUAACUUCGGAUGGAUAUAUUGCUGAGCUUUCAGGGGCUGGCUACAAUGAUCACGGCCAGGUUCUAUUGCACAAGUGCGAUUAUCCUGAAAAAGCUAGAGACAGUGUAGCUAAGUUGCUAGAGGUCGGUGCCGUGGCAAAUAACGCAUUAAUAUCCGAUGAAAAUCUGAUGGGACAACCGACUGAAGGAGCCCUAUUGGCGGCAGCAAUGAAACACGGCUUGUAUAACGUAGCCGACAGAUAUGUGAGAUUGCAAGAAUAUCCUUUCUCGUCAGAACAAAAAAUGAUGGCCGUAAAGUGCGUUUCAAAAUACGAAGCGAACAAAGGCGAAAUAUUUUUCGCUAAAGGCGCUCUUGAAAAAAUCUUGCCCAACUGUAACGGAUAUUGCGUAAAUGGCGCUGUUCAACCCCUAACACCCGAAAAGAACGCCGAAUUCACUGCUGAAUGUACGGAAAUUGGCAAGAAGGGACUAAGAGUAAUCGCUUUAGCAAAAGGUGACAGUCUAACGAAUCUAACUUAUAUGGGCAUUGUUGGCAUUUGCGAUCCACCUCGACCAAUGGUACGCGAAGCAAUCAACAUACUAACUGAGUCUGGAGUCCAAGUCAAAAUGGUAACUGGAGAUGCUGCUGAAACAGCCGUUGCCAUAGCUCAAUCUAUUGGUCUUCAGACUCAGCCAUCCAAUGUGCUGAGUGGAGAACAGUUGGACUCAUUUUCGGAAACCGAAUUAGAUGCAGCGGUUCCGCACGCCACUGUUUUCUACAGGGUGUCGCCCAAAAACAAACUGUCUAUUGUGAAGUCGCUCCAAAGGUCUGGAUAUAUUGUUGGAAUGACUGGCGAUGGAGUGAACGAUGGUGUCGCACUAAAAAAGGCCGACAUUGGAAUUGCUAUGGGCAAAAAUGGGACAGACGUAUGCAAAGAAGCUGCUGAUAUGAUUUUAGUGGACGAUGACUUCUACACAAUUAUAGCCGCAAUUGAAGAAGGCAAAAGCAUAUUCCACAAUAUUCGCAACUUUGUCGGAUUCCAACUAUCGACUUCAAUAGCGGCUUUAGCGCUUGUUGCCUUGGCCACUAUUAUGGACAUCCCCAAUCCGCUAAAUGCUAUGCAAAUUUUAUGGAUUAAUAUUUUGAUGGAUGGGCCGCCGGCCCAAAGUUUAGGAGUGGAGCCAGUGAGUGAUGAUGUAGUGAAGCAAAAAUCCCGGGACACAAAGGAACCAAUGAUAACUAAAAAACUUAUACUCAACGUGCUUCUAUCGGCGACUUUUAUUGUAGCCGGCACUCUAUGGGUGUUUAAUAAAGAGAUGACAGCGGAUGGAGUAACGGCGCGCGAUACUACAAUGACCUUUACAUGUUUCGUGUUUUUCGACAUGUGGAACGCCCUUUCAUACCGGUCGCAAACAAAAAGUGUUUUCCAAAUUGGCCUCUUUUCAAACACUUUUUUCUUGGUAGCGGUUGGAGCUUGUGUUUUAGGACAACUUUUGGUGGUUUACGUGCCUCCGCUUCAAGGAGUGUUUCAGACUGAAGCUCUUACAGCGUUAGAUAUGGCAUUCUUAGUGGGUUUAUCAUCAUCAGUAUGGGUGUUUUCGGAAUUCAAAAAACUGUUUGAACGACUGCUGGACAAAAAAUGCCGGGGUAAAAAGACACCGCUCGAAUAUGUAUGACAGCGCCGCCACAAACCGAAAACACGAUCUAAAACAAAAUAUUACUGCUAAGAAUGGUUCCUCUGGCUCAGUGUGCAAGAAUCCGACGUCGUUACCAAGAUAAGCGGGAAACUCGAAUGUUAUGAAAUACUUUGUACAGCAUUUUUUGCAACAUGAAACACUUGACUCAUUUCAGUUUUUUUUAUGUUUCUGUUAGAGUAGAAUUUAGCAUGUCUUGACAUAUUUGAACAAAGAAGUGCAACUAGUUUGCGUGCUGUAUAGCUUGUCCUCCGUAAUGUGGAUGCUGGCAGGCUACAUUGUUGUAUACAUUAGAUUUAAUAAUUCAAUAACACUCACAGUACCGUAUUAACACUGACAUAUCUUGUAUGGUUAAAUAACCAAUGAAUCUAGUCGAUGUUUUCGUACAGUUGCUUACCCUAACUCACGCUAAAUAUUUAUACUGUCCAAAUCUUUCUAUUUCAAUUCCAACUUUAAAUUUAAUCUUUUUACUAGCAAUAGAAUCUUUAACUGCUUCUCAAUUUCCCUAUUUCUUUUUGGAAAAUUGCAACAAUUUCCCAAUAGACCUUUGGCUUAAAAAGUCUUCAUUUACGUAUAGAAUUCUGCUGCUCAUUUGACUAACAUGAUUUGACGAUAGAUUUUCAAGCGGUGCAUAAAUUUAAUGAGAAUCUUCAAGGAAAACAUCCUCUUAGAGUGAAAAAUUAUGUAAUUUUUAUGAGAAUUAUCGAAUUACCGCCUAUUAACAUAUUUUUUGCUCCAUAACAUUAAUAUGGAUGAACGAUUUCUUAUCAUACUGAAGUACAUACAUACAUACGUACUUUCGAACAAUCUUGAAACAUAAAAAAUAGUUUACACUUUUAGACUCGGUAACCACACCACAAAGGUUUAUUUGCAAAUAUAAGGCGCAAGAAGCGUUUUAAAUUCCAACAAAAAUGUAAAUGUUGCAGUGAUAUUUAAUUUAUAUUGCAAAAACCAGUGUUGUCUUCAAAAAGGCAUUUCAAAAAAAAUAUACGAUUUUAUGUGAAUCUGUGAAUUAGAUAUACUGACUAUUCAUUAUUCAUCUAACAAUCAUCAUUCAAUUAACAUUAAAAAUGCAUUUAUUCAAUUUUAUAAUUGAUGUGAAAAGUCUACUUGCAAAAGAUUAUAGCCUCUUGUUUCAUAUUUCUUUAAAAUGGGUUAGAUUUUUUGCUGUUUCAUAUUUUGCCUGAUUUAGACAAACUUAGUGAGUUUAAUCAGCAAAACGGUGAAUCCAUUUUAGAUAAGCCAACUCUCUCUUGAAAUGAGAAACUUUUACUUAUUUCUAAAUCAGUAUUCUUCAGUAGGUUUUUAUAAUGCGACACAGUACCGAUUAAUAAUAUUAAUAUUUAUAUCAUCUACAUCGCAUCGAGGGUGCAAAAAGGGUAAAAUCUAAUACUCAGCAAACUUAGUAAACCACAAGCUUACAAUUUUUGCAUCCGUGUAUAUUUUUGCACACUUUAAGCGAUAUUUAUGGUAGUUGUAGGUAGCUAGCUAAAUAGGAUUAUUUUUUGUACAUGUUUAUAUGUAGAUUUGCGUUCUUUUACGUGAAAAUAUUUUUAAGUAUCUUAUAUAUUUUUCUAUGUAAGUCGUUGUUGAUUUUGUUAGUACUUAUUUAAGUCAUGUUAAUGAGACGCAUUAUACCGCCGGAUCACAAAUUAUCUUGUUAUUACAUUGAAUUUUUAGAGGCUUGGACUACUCGUAAUCACCGCUGAGUCAGUUUGAAUCUCUCGGCAAACAAUUGCUAAUAAUCUGCACAGCAUGAUUGAAUAUAUUUAAACUUUCGAAGGUUAACUGAAAUUUUAACUACGUCUAAUCAAAACUUCAACUAAAUACAGGGUUUAUUAUCUAUUUAGUAUUCAAAUGAAGGUUGUAAAGACAUCUUACCAGUUGAAUUAAUUCUGUUGUAUCGUCACUAGUCACGCCAAAUGAUUAGGUGCUAUCAUGCACAUUUGCAUAUUUUCCAACUUUCAUAAUAUUGUUUGAAUAGCAAUAUUGAAUAUCCUCAAGAGAUACAUUCUUUUUUUCUAACUGAAAGUCUUUGACUCGGAAAAUUGAAAUAUUAUUAUUGAAAUUAUUGGAAUAAAAUGUUUUAAUUGCGUCGAGCCCCCUAGCAAUUCUACGUGUAGGUCUAAUGCUCAGUUAAAUUAUUUAAACAUUAGGACAUAAGUAUCAUCUAAUCAUUAAACACUCAUGGCUGUAAAAUUAAUUGUAGGUAUUUAAGUUUUAUAUUUGUAGAAUUCUUUGUAUAUUAUCAACUUUUGCCAUUAUUUACACUAUAAAGAUUUUAUUUGAAUUUAGGAGUCUACUGUCAUUUUCCUCAUGUUUAUACAGAAUGAAAUUAGAACAAGCCAUAAAUGAACUGUGAUUUAACUCUUUAAAUCACAAAUCAUUUAUAGUUUAACAAUUUAAAUCGACCUUUGAUGGGUUUUUACAAGGCUUAAACACGAUUACAAUGUAGUUUUUCUAUGCAACAAUAGCUUUAACACAACAAUAACACAAAUGUUACUCAGUUGUCUAUACUCCAUUUAUAUAUUUCGUUUCAACCCUAAAUUAAAUAAAUACAUACAUUUCA